Lodderomyces theae is the source of this 1431-nucleotide messenger RNA. It is a transcript of the gene RPN3, whose product is annotated as proteasome regulatory particle lid subunit. Gene Ontology annotation, biological process: regulation of protein catabolic process; ubiquitin-dependent protein catabolic process. Gene Ontology annotation, cellular component: proteasome regulatory particle, lid subcomplex; proteasome complex. Gene Ontology annotation, molecular function: enzyme regulator activity. NCBI's taxonomy places the organism in Eukaryota, Fungi, Ascomycota, Pichiomycetes, Serinales, Debaryomycetaceae. The coding region runs from base 1 to 1431 and encodes 476 amino acids. The record is from RefSeq and is a predicted model, not a curated record. The transcript has a single exon.
AUGUCUGAAUCUAAAGAUGUUGAAAUGAAGGGAGAAGAAUAUGACUUGGCUGCCGAAACUAAGUCCAUUGUUGAAGAAAUUGAGCAAUCCUUCAAUCUAUUGGAAAAAGCCGCCACCUUAUUUGACAACAGAUACGUCUCAAAGGUACUACGUGAUUUUGCUCCCCUUAGAAAGAAGCUAUUAACUCACGACCAAGUCUUGCCUACUAUAAUCAACAACUCUUUUCCCGAUUCCAAUUCUGCAAAACAAGAUUUGCUCAAGCUUUUUAAAGCAGGUCCAAUUACUGGCUCAGAGGGGGGAAACGCACAAUCACCGAUUCCUGAAGUCGAAUUGUUUAUCUACUUGUUAGUCCAAGUUUAUUUGUUGGACUCCAAUGAAUUACAGAAAUUGAAUGAAUUGAGCGUCCAUUUAGUGAGGGUGAUGAACUCUUACAACAGGCGUUCUUUGGACUUCCUACAAGCAAAAAUCUGGUUCUACAUAAGCAGAGGGAAGGAGUUGGUUGGAGACUUGUUGUCAGUCCGUACAGAUUUGUUGUACAGUUUAAGAACCGCCAGUUUGAGACAUGACACAGAGACCACGGCUUCCAUAAUUACUUUGUUGUUGAGAAAUUACUUGUUGUCUCAUGAUAUACAACAGGCUGCUAAUCUUGUGGAAAAAGUGGUUUUCCCAGAAAAUGCAGCAAAUGCAUUGGUUGCGAGAUACUAUUAUUACUUGGCCAGAAUCAAUGCCGUUCAAUUGGAUUACACUACUGCUCAUGAGUGCGUGAUUGCUGCCGUAAGGAAGUCGCCUCAGACUAAACUGGCUAACGGAUUCUUGCAAGCCGCAACAAAAUUGAACAUAAUAAUCGAGUUGCUCAUGGGUGAGAUUCCCGAGUUGAAGACUUUUAAAAACAAAACGGGUAGUUAUGAGCCAUACUUCAGUGUUACCAAAGCUGUCAGAUUGGGUGAUUUGAAGUUGUUUGGACAAGUAUUGAAAAAGUAUGAAGACGCAUUCAAGAAAGAUGAUAAUUUCACUUUGGUUUCAAGGUUGCGUCAAAACGUUAUCAAGACUGGUAUUAGAAUCAUGUCCUUGUCGUAUUCCAAGAUUUCUUUGAAAGAUAUUUGCAUCAAGCUACACUUGGAUUCAGAGGAAUCGACUGAAUAUAUUGUAUCGAAAGCAAUCAGGGAUGGUGUGAUUGAGGCAACAAUCAACCAUCAACAAGGGUAUAUGCAAUCCAGCGAGAUCUUGGAUGUGUAUUCUACAAAAUUGCCACAAACAGAGUUUGACCAUAGAAUCAAGUUCUGUUUAUCCUUGCACAAUGAUAGUGUCAAAUCCAUGAGGUUCCCCAAUGAAGACGACAAACAAGCAGUCAAUAAGGAGGUUGAACCUAGCGAUGAAGUGGAGUUGUUGAAAGCUAUAGAAGAAGGCGAUUUGGAUGAUUUCAUGGAUUGA